Messenger RNA from Capsicum annuum, 380 nucleotides. RefSeq lists its product as uncharacterized. Lineage: Eukaryota; Viridiplantae; Streptophyta; Magnoliopsida; Solanales; Solanaceae. The record is from RefSeq and is a predicted model, not a curated record.
CAGGGGUGAGCUAGGGUUCUGCAGUGCUGACUGCAGGAAUAAGCAGAUAUACUUGGAUGAAUUGAAAAAAGUUGAGACUUAUACUAAAAAAAUGUUAGCAUCCUUAGUCCGUCAACGUCGUCGAGGAGCUGGCCGGUGUAGGCAAAAUAUCGUUGCAUCGGAGGAUUUCCAGCAGCAUGGCAAGCCAUCGUCUUCUACAAAUCAAGUUACAUUCACCAUCUCAUAGUCCACAAAUUUGUGGUCCACAAUCUAGUAAAAUUGUAGUACUAGAGUUUAAAUUGAAUUAUGUACUAAUGAAAAAAUUGGAAUUAGUGACGUAUAAAGUUCAUAGCUUAACAGAAAAAUUCAUUGUCAGAAAUAAAUUUAGAUUUUUAAGUUUA